Molecule: messenger RNA, 2360 nt
Organism: Trichechus manatus latirostris (Florida manatee)
Lineage: Eukaryota; Metazoa; Chordata; Mammalia; Sirenia; Trichechidae
Gene: CLPTM1L
Product: CLPTM1 like
Exons: 17
Coding region: 29-1645 (538 amino acids)
Cellular component (GO): membrane; endomembrane system
Source: RefSeq, a predicted model, not a curated record
CCUCAGCCGGGCAGGGGGCGGCGGCACCAUGUGGAGCGGUCGCAGCUCCUUCACGAGCCUGGUGGUGGGCGUGUUCGUGGUCUAUGUGGUGCACACCUGCUGGGUCAUGUACGGCAUCGUGUAUACCCGCCCGUGCGCCGGCGACGGCAACUGCAUCCAGCCCUACCUGGCGCGGAGGCCCAAGCUGCAGCUGAGUGUGUAUACCACCACACGGUCCAACCUUGGUACUGAGAACAACGUUGACCUGGUGUUGAAUGUGGAAGACUUUGAUGUGGAGUCCAAAUUUGAAAGGACAGUUAAUGUUUCUGUACCAAAGAAAACAAGAAACAAUGGGACGCUGUAUGCCUACAUUUUUCUCCAUCAUGCUGGGAUUCUCCCUUGGCACGAUGGGAAGCAGGUGCACCUAGUAAGCCCUCUCACCACCUACAUGGUCCCCAAACCCGAAGAAAUCAAUCUCCUCACCGGCGAAUCUGCUACGCAGCAGAUUGAAGCUGAAAAGAAGCAGACCAAUGCCUUGGAUGAGCCCGUUUCUCACUGGCGGCCAAGGCUGACGCUGAACGUGAUGGUGGAUGACUUUGUCUUUGACGGGUCUUCUCUCCCGGCUGAUGUGCAUCGGUACAUGAAGAUGAUCCAGUUAGGAAAAACUGUCCAUUACCUCCCCAUCCUGUUCAUCGAUCAGCUGAGCAAUCGAGUGAAGGAUCUGAUGGUCAUAAACCGCUCGACCACGGAGCUGCCACUCACAGUGUCCUACGACAAGAUCUCUCUGGGCAAGCUCCGCUUCUGGAUCCACAUGCAGGAUGCCGUGUACUCCCUGCAGCAGUUCGGGUUUUCAGAGAAGGAUGCCGAUGAAGUGAAAGGAAUUUUUGUAGACACCAACUUGUAUUUCUUAGCUCUGACCUUCUUUGUCGCAGCAUUCCACCUCCUUUUCGAUUUCCUGGCGUUUAAAAAUGACAUCAGUUUCUGGAAGAAAAAGAAGAGCAUGAUUGGAAUGUCCACCAAAGCAGUGCUCUGGCGCUGCUUCAGCACCGUGGUGAUAUUCCUUUUCCUUCUGGAUGAGCAGACGAGUCUACUAGUGCUGAUCCCUGCUGGCAUCGGAGCAGCCAUUGAACUAUGGAAGGUGAAAAAGGCAUUGAAAAUGACUAUUGUUUGGAGAGGCCUCAGACCUGAAUUUCAGUUUGGCACUUACAGUGAAUCCGAAAGGAAAACUGAGGAGUACGAUACUCAGGCCAUGAAAUACUUGUCUUACCUACUCUAUCCUCUCUGCAUCGGUGGAGCCGUUUAUUCACUCCUGAACAUCAAGUAUAAAAGUUGGUAUUCCUGGUUGAUCAACAGCUUCGUCAACGGAGUGUACGCCUUUGGCUUUCUCUUCAUGCUACCCCAGCUCUUUGUGAACUACAAGAUGAAGUCGGUGGCACAUCUGCCCUGGAAGGCGUUCACCUACAAGGCUUUCAACACCUUCAUCGACGACGUCUUUGCCUUCAUCAUCACCAUGCCCACCUCACACCGGCUGGCCUGCUUCCGGGACGACGUGGUCUUCCUGGUCUACCUUUACCAGAGAUGGCUUUAUCCUGUGGAUAAGAGCAGAGUCAACGAGUUUGGGGAGUCUUAUGAAGAAAAGCCCAAGUGGAAAGCCCACACAGACUGACGGUCGAAGGGCUCUGGAGACGCCGCUCUUGGACUGCCACUGGCUGUGCGUGUGCAAUUCUGAUUUUUCUUAAAGCAAAGAACAAGGUUUUGAUUGUCAGUUGACUGAGUAUUGUUGGAAGCUUUGGUGGGAUCCCCUGGACAUUACAUCCUCUUCGUUGCCAAAACCUCUUUGGACGUUUCUCGUAGCUCUCUGCCUGCCUACCCGGUACGUUGAAAGGGCUGUUAGCACAGACUGUGCCCCGCCCCUGUGCAAACAGUGUACCUCUGUCCUGCUCACACGGCUGGCUGGCUGCCCCAGGCGGCCCUGCUCGGUCCCGGCGCGGGGCGGUGGGCACCGUGAGCGCAGCUCACAGUCCAUCCUGCUCCCACGGCUGACUGGCUGUCCCCGGUGGCUCUGCUCUGCUCGGUGCCGGUGCCCAGCGGUGGGCUGCGCCAGCAGUCACGAUGCCCCCAGCCCCUGCAGGUAGCCGAGCCCAGGAGCUCUGGGCCAGCAGCGCCGUCCAGUGGAGGCCAGGAGGACGUUGGAUUCCCAUUUCAAGCUGUUUGUUUUUUAACCUGCUCCUUCUGUGAACUUCUUCAAAUGCCCACAUACGUUCAUUCCAUAGGGACUCUCUGGGAUCAAAUAGGGUUUUGCUCUUUUGUUUAAAAUUUUGAUUAUUUUAAAGCUUAAUGUAUGUAUGUUUCUAUUUUAAAAUAAAUUUCUCUGGCUGUAA